Colias croceus (clouded yellow) is the source of this 1826-nucleotide messenger RNA. RefSeq names its product multiple epidermal growth factor-like domains protein 6. The transcript has 14 exons. The record is from RefSeq and is a predicted model, not a curated record. NCBI's taxonomy places the organism in Eukaryota, Metazoa, Arthropoda, Insecta, Lepidoptera, Pieridae. The coding region runs from base 1 to 1785 and encodes 594 amino acids.
AUGUACGGAAAAAUAGUUAUAAUUGUGGCGCUCGUCCACGCAGCAUCAGCUCUAUGGCAAUGCACGAAUGAUAGUGAUUGUUCGAGUCGCAAUGGUAGUAUAUGUGUAGAAGGUACUUGCAAGUGUCCCACGGGACGAGAACCGGGGAGGGGAGGGAUGGAUUGUAUUAGGGUGGCACCAUAUUAUUCAUCGCCGUGCGUGGACACAACUCAAUGUUCCAGACUAUUUAGUAACUAUGAAUGUAGACAAGUAACUAAUUCAACAAUUUCAAUCUGCGCUUGUCUCCCCGGCACUCAUUAUUUCCUCGGUCGUUGUUGGAACACAAAAUCUUUUGGCGAAUCUUGUACAAGGGAUGAAGAAUGUCUAUCAACCCCUAGAGACCCGUUCAGUUUAAAAUGUGAUGGGGUGUGUGUGUGUUCUGAUGGGUACUAUGAACGGCAGAGGGGGGAGUGUAGGAAGAUUGGAAAAGCGGUCGGCGAUGGUUGUGUGGUAGACUCUGACUGUCAGUUCACAGGAGGCGCUUGUAAUAUUAACACGUUUUCUUGUGUUGAUAGUACUGUGCCACAAUCUAAGGUUCUAGAACGUAUAGAACAGCACACACUCGAUGUAGAACACUCAAUGACAGACCGCACAGUACAAGCAGUACACGAUACAGCAUGCAACGCAAGUGCUGCGUGUCCGUCACCGCAGCUGUGCGUUGAUAGAACGUGCGUUUGCCCGGUUGGAUUUUAUAUGUCUGACGAUAAGUGUUAUGCAGAAUUAGGAACGCCAUCCACCCCUGAGCAAUGUGGUGGUCUCUUAGCGACUGUUAUAGAUGGUGUAUGUGCAUGUCCCCCUAACUUCUUUUAUAAUGUUAAUAUGAGGGACUGUAUUAAAGUGACACGCCGAAUCACCGAUUCUUGUGUUAUCGACGCAAACUGUCACACAUUCGGGGCGGAGUCCCGCUGUGGGGCGCCACGGGAGCCCUGGGGCUUCCGCACUUGCGAGUGUAUCACUGAGAACGCAGUGUGGGACAGUAGUAGGAAUAUGUGCAGGCUGUUCGCUGGUGUUGGUGAAACAUGUUCAAUAGACAGUGACUGUAUGGCCGGGGAGGUCGAAAUCAACUGUGUCUUGAAUGAUGAGGGUGUUGGUUAUUGUAGGUGCCCAGCGCAUUUGACUGAGAUUAAUGGAUUGUGCUUGAAUAUGGGACUUGAAUUGGGUGACAGCUGUCAGUCAAAUCUAGAAUGUACUGGAACAGCGAACACCGCUUGUGUUAGUGGUAAAUGUGACUGCGCUGAAGGUUUCCAAUUGGAAGGCGAACAGUGUGCGCCUGUUAUCGGAGGGCCCUGCACAUACGAUACAGACUGUGUUAUAGAUAACACAAUUUGCAAGGACAAUAAUGGCGUCUCCACUUGUCAGUGUGAUCAACAAUAUGUUGCUUAUGAUCAGCAGUGUUGGACAAUAUCCCCCGGCUUCAAUUCAUCAUGUACUAUAACAGAACAAUGUAGAGCAUCCAUGGGAGAUGCGGGUACUUGUGUGGAUGGUUCUUGUAUGUGUUCUAGCGGGUACCACUUUAGGGAUGGUCAGUGUUGGCAGAUUACAGGUCUAUUCCAAACAUGUUCUCGUUCCAGCCAAUGUUAUUUGCAAGGAAUGAGCGAUGUAGUUGUCUGUAGAAAUGGCAGGUGUCAAUGUGACUUUGACCAUCCUUAUUCUGAUGAAUUGCAGACUUGCACAUCAUCUGCAUCCUCUAUUAGCGCCAGCAUCUUUGUAAUAGCUGCUGCUGUGUUUACUUUUAUAAGAAAUUAAUGUAUUUAUUAAAUAAAUAAAUUAUUUUAAAAUAUGCUGUU